Molecule: messenger RNA, 1605 nt
Organism: Dujonia railenensis
Lineage: Eukaryota; Fungi; Ascomycota; Pichiomycetes; Serinales; Debaryomycetaceae
Source: the annotation of a GenBank genome assembly
AUGGCGCUCAUGUCACAUUUCGCUGUAAGCAUGCUUUUAGUGAUCCACAUGCUUCCUAUACUUUACUUCUCAAAUAUCACGAGUUUAUUUAUGACAAUAGGUGUGAGUAUUUUACUUCAACUAUUGACGGAAUUGCCUUGGCUCGUGAGUCGGAAAAUACGAUUGUGGGGCUCUACUACCUCAUUGUCAAUUACGGUUGUGAUUGUUGCUGCAAUGACUGGAUUGGGGAUGGAGAUUAUUCUCAAGAAGGAUAAUUUUUGGAGCAACUACGUCUUUACCGCUCUAAAUAUUCGUUUAUCUUGGAUAUGGGGUUCGAUUGCAUUCUUCUUUACUCGAGGUUCGAGUAUAGAGUAUUUUCUAAAGAAUCUCAUAGCAAUUGAUGUUUCGGAGAAUGCAACUAAUGAGAUCAGUUAUAAGUUAAAGGAAUACGAAGAGAAGUUUGAAGCCAUGGAAUUGAAAACUAGACAACUAGAAUACUCGGUAUUGAAGCUUAAGGAAUCCCAAAAUGUGUACAUUAAACAGAGCAAGUCUAAGAAAAAGGAACAAGAGUCAAAUAAGCCGGAAAACAUCUUUGUGAGAUCAUUCCCCUUUAAUAUGCAUGGCAGUACUUCGGGUAUGAGGAGACGACAAGUUUCUGGGCUGACUUCUCCUAAUAAUGAUCACUAUGCAUAUCCACUGCAAAAUCAACAAGUUCUGCCCAAGUUGAGUCCUACAAAAAUUGGUCAUGGCCUCGAAACCAUACUUGAACAACGAGAAUAUAUUGAUGGUCAGCAAAGAGUUGGAAGCACUGUUCCAAAUAAAAUAAUAGAUACCAAAUCACCAUUGUCACUGGCGUUUGAUAAGAAAUACAGCAACAAUUUGCCAUCUUUUGUAGAAACGUCAUCUCCUAUAUUCCAACCAACUCCGAAGACGCCGAGCAAGAGCAACUUGAACAGCUCUUUCACCGAGCCACCUAUUAGAGAAAAGAAAGUAAGUGGAUUCUUCUCACUUCACGGAUUUCCAUUUUCUUCUUCUAUAACAGACUUACUUACUCGCCAAUUAGUACAAAAUGAACUGCGAGAUCAAAUGAUUCCAACUUCGGGAGCAGAGUCCAAUAUCCCUCCCCGUGCUAUGCUGUUACCGGUCAAUGAAAGCAGCAAGCGGAAUGAAAUUGAGACGGAUUCGGACUCCAGAGAAGAGCUUAACCUAUCAAGAGCUAUUAAACAUCUUCUAGAUGACCCCUCCCUUUCCAAACUAAAGGUGAGUGCCAAAUGCAUUCGCAUGCUAAUUUUAAUGGAAAUAAGCAAUUAUUUUCAGCCAUAUUUAACGCCUGAGGUACUAAGUACCUGCAAUAAGAUUCUACAAUACUUGCUUUGGCAAACUUAUUUGAAUAGAUCGGAAGUUUGGAGACUUUUGAUAAGAUCUAGCUUCUUCCCAUUGAAGCUCUUCAAAGCACUUGCUUUCGAUUUCCCCAUAAGCGUGCUAAAAUUUCAAAUGGAAGUAACUUGCUACAUUCCCAUUUUAUUAUAUAGAAAACUCAUGCCACAAGGGGGCAUUAGAAAAUUUUCUCUUAUAGAUAAGUAUUCGAAGUCAAACUCAAAGCCUGUUAGCUUUCAUGCAAAGUGA